AAAUCACGAAGUUUUAGCAACAGAUGAGUGCUGGACGCUGUAUUCUGAACUGAUUGCGGUUCGUCUGGCCACCGACAGCUGUUCACUGUGUAAUUGUGCGAAGCGAUGGCAGCUUGCCAUUUUGGCUAAUUUUGGGUUUUUGAUUGUUUUUGGUAUUCGUUGUAAUUUUGGCGCAGCCAAGAAUCACAUGGCUCAUGAUUACAUCGAUCCUUGGGGCAAACAUCACAAGCGAGAAUUCAACUGGACACUGACUGAGCUGGGUGUUAUGGAAAGUUCAUUUUUUUACGGUUAUUUGGUAACACAAAUACCAGCUGGUUUUCUGGCUGCCAAAUUUGCACCGAAUAAGUAAAA
This is a messenger RNA of Gongylonema pulchrum, 351 nucleotides long. The record is from the annotation of a GenBank genome assembly. NCBI's taxonomy places the organism in Eukaryota, Metazoa, Nematoda, Chromadorea, Rhabditida, Gongylonematidae.